AUGGAUUCUAUGACUAGACAUGAAGCUGAAUGUCUUUGUAAGUAUAUUGAACAAUUUAAGUUCCUUUGUUCUAUCAUCAUUUGGUAUGAUUUACUCAAUCAAAUUAAUCCUCAAAGACUUGAUAGUGAUAAUUCAUUUGAUAAAUAUGUUAUUGAAGCUUCAAGACUGGUAUCAGAAAUUGAUGUGGUGUCUGUAUUUGAGCAAUCGGCUGGAAGAAUCAAAGCACGUCGUGUUAAAAGACAAUUUGAUUACGAAAACAUGGAUGAACCUAUUAUUGAUCCAAAAAUUAAUUUCAAAAUUUGCAACUAUUUUUUAACGGAUGGAGAUUCAGCCGAUAUCAACGGACUUGAAAUGGCAGAUGAACUCAGAGUGAUAAUACCAAUGGUUGAAUCUAACUUGUCUCCGAUUGAACUUUUAAAGUUUGUAAUUAAUAUUGGAUCAUUUGCACCAAAUUUAUCAAUUGCACUACGUAUACUUUUAGCUUUACCCGUAACUGUUGCAAGUGGUGAAAGGAGCUUUUCUAAGCUCAAGCUAAUAAAAACAUACCUCCGCUCAACAAUGGCAAAUGAUCGUCUUAGUGGACUGGCUAUGAUAGCUAUCGAGCACCAAUUAUGUCGAGAGUUAGACAUUGAAGAAAUUAUAAAGGAUUUCUCAAACGCCAAGGCAAGAAAAGUGUUUCAUUAA
Messenger RNA from Melanaphis sacchari, 684 nucleotides. RefSeq lists its product as uncharacterized. The transcript has 3 exons. The record is from RefSeq and is a predicted model, not a curated record. Lineage: Eukaryota; Metazoa; Arthropoda; Insecta; Hemiptera; Aphididae. Gene Ontology annotation, molecular function: protein dimerization activity. The coding region runs from base 1 to 684 and encodes 227 amino acids.